CUACGAGAGCUCGAUACAGUGGAACGUGAAUACCGAGACUUGUUCUCCCCUGGCGCUGAUCCUAUCUAAUCAGAUAAUAAAUCAAUGAAUGAAUGAAGGGGAGGACCUGUAGCAGAUACUGUCUGCCGAGGCCGAGGGUUGCAGCUCUCCCGAGCGCGGAGCGGAGCAGAGCAGAGGAGAGGAGAGGAGAGGGAGGGGCCCGAGAGCGGGCUGCGUGCCUGCGUCUACGGUAGCAGCUUUUGUAGAAUGUGAGGAAUGGACGGCAGCGGGGGAGCAAAGGCGGUAGUUCCUAUCAUCUUGGGAAAGCACACGGCGAGAGUGAAUGGGCCGAACGGCACUGCAGUGGACAUUGAAUGGAAAAGGCGGAGAACCUUUUACUAAGUGACACCGUUUGAAUGUAUGUAUGUAUGGGCAGGGCCCCACUGGAGAGCACUCGAAAGUGCGAGUCGACGAGAAGAAGGAGGAGUAGCUGUGUACAGUACCCUCGUGCGUGCUUUGGACUGUACCAGCGGCAGCAGUAGCAGUAGCAGCAGCACCUGCUGCCCUCGCCUCGCCUCGCCUCCCUUGCUCUGCUCUCUUGGUCGGGCCUGGGUCGGGGCGGGUGCUUUCUUUUGCGUUGCGGUUGCGGGUGGGGGCUCGCUUUGCUUUGUGCUUUGCGUUGCUUGGCUUUGGUUUGCUUUGCAGACGACUCGUGCCUGUGCCUGUGAGUGAGAGCAGAUAGUGCGGCUGACUGUGGCCGGGGCUCCCGGAUGGAGAAUCAUGUGUUUCGAGGUUUUGGGGACAAAGACGGACGAGCAAGAAGUGCGUUUCAAGCGAGAAUUGAGUGCAGUCAGUCUGUGAUUCUUCUUUUUCUCCUUGCGUAAAUUGUCACGAGAGUCUUGAAAGCGCUUGGUUGGUCGGGUGGAUGGUGGUGAGUCGGGUAGCGAGCGAGCGAACGGGCGAGCGAGGGUGUAAAGCAGGAGGUGGAGUAUUCUUGGAGCACUGGUGGGGGAGGAGGGAGGACGCUGAGCCAUGGUCUAGCUCUGAGUCAGGUGGCUGGCUCGGUGAUGGGUGAGCAUCCUUCGGAGGUACUGGCGGGAGAUCAUCGUGCGAUGAGUGUGGACGAGGACGUCGUGUACGAAGAGCCUGGCCAUGCAGGCUCGAGGAAAGGGCGAGUUUACAAGAAGGGAGCCUGGACCGUGCCCGAGGUCAUGGUCCUGCAGGCUGCCAAACGCGAGGAUUUCGAGAGGCACAGCAAGGGCGGUCUCAAAGAGAAGCACAAGACGGCCCAAGAACGAUGGCUCUGGAUUGAAGACAUCUGCUGGGGCCACGCUAUUCAUCGCAGCGCGCAGCAGUGCCAGGACAAGUGGGAGUCCCUGGUGCCGGAAUUUAAAAAGGUUCUCGACUACGAGCGGAACCUCCCCAUCGGCCAGAAAUCCUACUGGCUCAUGAUUCCGGAGGAGCGCAAGAAGACUCCCAAAUUGCCGCCCAACCUCCCUAAGGAAGUGUUCAGCGCUCUCUUCGAAUGGUACCUCAAAAGCAAGACCAUCGACCAGGGCGACCUUCUGGUGGAUAAUUCCACUCCCCCGCGAACGGGCAACUCCAGCUCCAUGGCCGGGAGCAACGGAGAGUUCUCUGGCAUCGAGGGUGAGGGAACGAACGACAAUCGCACUUCCGGUCUCAAGCGGAAAUUGCACUCGAAAACGGUCGACGGGGUGGGGUCGGUUCUGGAGGGCAACAACAAGAAUGUGGUGGCUGCCAUGAUGAAGUGCGAAGAUCGGAAGGAUAAGCGCCACAGGGACAAGUUGGAGCUGAGCUUGCAACGGCACCGCGAAACCAUGGAGAUGAACAUGCAGAGACACAGGGAAAGUCUAGAACUCAACCAGAAGCUCGGUGAAGGGUACAUCAGUGCUUUGUGUAGUAUCGGAGAAGGUUUGAAGCAGCUCGUUAAUACCUUGCAGUCGACGAGCCGCCACAUGUGAUGCGACCACGGACGGGUUGAGAGUUGAAAUCAUGUCACAAAUAGACUUCGAGAGAAGUCUAUGUGGAUUAUCAUCAGUUUUGUUCCACCACUUCCCGUGUUUCCUUCUGUAUCUUUUCUCUUUUCGCUCUGCACUAUGAUGUACAAUGUUACAGGCAUCUCGUCCGCAGAAUGGAGAGAAUGCAUUGAGCAUAGAAGCCCAUAUAUCUAUCGCCAAUCCCGUGUUCACUUUUUGAUUUUGCUUUUGCUGCUUUCUUGGAAUUUAGAGAAGCAGUUUGAGACUCGUCUCAUUCUUUCCACCAUUUUUUGUUGAGUGGAGUGACGAGUUCUCUUGUAUAAAUUACAGGUGGAUGCAGUUGUGAAAAGCUUCCACUUGCUUCACUUGUAUGUAAAUUAGUUGCCCGGAUCAAGGAGUUGAUGCAUGACAUAUACGCGCUCUUGCUAACUUUUUGAUGGCCCUACUGUGCACUCAAAGUUUCUGUCAGCAAUUAAGGCUGCCGUAUGCUCAACAGUCAUGCCGUAAGUGUUUCUGCUGUAUUGUUCGAAUUUCUAUAAGCUAUAAUACCAAAACCUAAAAAAAAAGAAAAAAAAGAAAAGAGUUCAGACUAUGUCAGUGAAUGCCCUUGUUGCAGUGAUUCUUAUCAGAUUUUUUUGUUGCGGAGG
Marchantia polymorpha subsp. ruderalis is the source of this 2623-nucleotide messenger RNA. Lineage: Eukaryota; Viridiplantae; Streptophyta; Marchantiopsida; Marchantiales; Marchantiaceae. The record is from the annotation of a GenBank genome assembly.